This is a messenger RNA of Sphenostylis stenocarpa, 237 nucleotides long. The record is from the annotation of a GenBank genome assembly. Lineage: Eukaryota; Viridiplantae; Streptophyta; Magnoliopsida; Fabales; Fabaceae.
AUGAAGAAAGUGGCAACUGUCAGUGUCACCAACCGAAACCAAUGUCCCAAGACUCCCAACUCAACCGCCAUUUGCCCAACUAUGAUAGGAAAUGAAGAAGCAGCACAAAGCCCCGUUCAGGCUUGCGUUACACGUAACAGGUCCAGGAUGUUGUCUCUGUGUGUUCAGCUUUAUCUAAUAUACAGUGUUCCAGUUUCAUAUUUUAAGGAACCUUCAUAUAACUUAUUUGUCAAGUAA